Molecule: messenger RNA, 597 nt
Organism: Adineta steineri
Lineage: Eukaryota; Metazoa; Rotifera; Eurotatoria; Adinetida; Adinetidae
Source: the annotation of a GenBank genome assembly
AUGGCUCAUUCAACAAAUACAUCACGAGCUGGUGAUACAGCUCGUACUAUCGAAUUUGAACUUCAAAGAAAUGGACCCUAUAUCUUAGCUGGCCUUGGUGUUAGUGGUGGUCUUCUUCUUUUAGCUAAUCGUAAUAUUCCUGCAAUUGGCAUCCCUAUUCUAUCAUCGGCUGCUGAUCGUGUUGCUUAUGCUCUUCGAUGGACUGGCCUAGAAGGACUUUCAAUGGUGACAGCUGUUUGGUGUGUUAUUGGUGUUCGUGCUAAAUAUGGAAUUGAACCAACAUCAUCUGAAGGAAAUCAUCAUUUACAAAUGACACAAAGAAUUUUAUCAAAUACAACUGAAUCAUUUUUAGCAUUUACUGCUGCUAAAUUAGCUUUAGCUUCCGUACUUGAAUCAAAUAAUCUUCGUAUUAUUCCAGCAUUAUCAGGUCUCUUUAUUCUUGGACGUUAUACAUUUGAUGCUGCUAUAAAUCAUCCAGCACGUACUUUUGGUUAUACAAUCAAUGCUGUAGCUACAUUUACUGCUUAUGGUCUUUUUCUUUACAAACUUUUUCAUAGUGGUCUUCAUGCUAAUCUUCUUCCAUUUUCACUUCGUUAA